AUGGUGAAGGCAACCGGCAUCUUCUGCGCCCUCCUCCUCCUCACCACGCUGUGCUGGCAGAGCCUGGCUCAGAGAGCUCCAGCCAUGCCGGACAAGUGCUGCUUCAACUUCCAGACGAGAAGGAUCAAGAGAGACAACGUCGUUGCCUGUUACCCCACCAGCCCUGAGUGCCCACACCAGGCUGUGAUUUUCAGAGUGAGGAACGGGAAGGAGAUCUGCACCCAGGCAAGCAGGGCGUGGGUGAAGAGGUACCAGCAGAGCUUCCAAGUCAGUUCCUUCUCCAUCCCCAGCUAGUGGGGUGGCCAGAGGCAGCAGGGACUCCUCUCCACGGGGGACACCGCCAAGGCAACCCCUCUGCAGAGGUGGCUGUGGGGACACAUUGGGACAGAGCAGCUCAUCGGGGACAUCCUCCCCACCAUGCUGGGAUGACCGUGCCUAUCUCUCUGAAGGCAA
Molecule: messenger RNA, 453 nt
Organism: Pipra filicauda (Wire-tailed manakin)
Lineage: Eukaryota; Metazoa; Chordata; Aves; Passeriformes; Pipridae
Product: C-C motif chemokine 3-like
Exons: 3
Coding region: 1-294 (97 amino acids)
Biological process (GO): immune response; monocyte chemotaxis; cellular response to type II interferon
Cellular component (GO): extracellular region
Molecular function (GO): CCR chemokine receptor binding; chemokine activity
Source: RefSeq, a predicted model, not a curated record